Messenger RNA from Oncorhynchus masou masou (cherry salmon), 5518 nucleotides. RefSeq lists its product as uncharacterized. Lineage: Eukaryota; Metazoa; Chordata; Actinopteri; Salmoniformes; Salmonidae. The record is from RefSeq and is a predicted model, not a curated record. The transcript has 4 exons. The coding region runs from base 269 to 787 and encodes 172 amino acids.
AGGAUCUUUGAACAGGUCAAUAAGGCUGUAAAAGUUUGUCUUUGCGUACUUCCUGUGACAAGAGUAUGAAAGCAACUCACAGGUCGACAUACAGGUUGCUGUACAUUCAGAGGUCUUGGUUGUUAAGAGAGCUGUUGAAAGCCCUAAUAGUGAUGAGGAGGCUGCUGGAUAGAAACGUAAGGAAUUUCCUUGAACUGUACCUUAGGAUUCUCUUUUGUGUGUUCUCCACACGGAGACAGACGCCUGCCACAACAACAGACUGCGCAUCAUGCAGAAUGAAAGUUGGUUACUUGAUAUGAUAAAGUUCUUAAUCACGCCUUUGAUGUGCAUAGCACUGUACCUGCUGUGUUGCCGUAGAAAAUGGCUGUGCACUCAGGAAGAAGAGUCAGAUGACUCCUCUGUCUAUGUCAUCCCUAUGCAUGAAGAAGAGAGGACAGAAGGACGAAGGGAGGAGGCAAGUCCCCCCAGUAGACCUCCUCGGCCCUCAAGGGCCCCAACCCCUCCACCGUUACCCACGACUGUCUACAGACCUCCCUAUAGAGAACUGCCGCCGUAUAGCUCAGUGGAUCUCAUCAACCCUGCACCGCCAUACACUCCGUUUGACCCAAAGGACCCAGAGGACGUUCCACCUUCCUACCGAGCGGUGAUAGAGGACAUACCACCCAUCUACUCAGCAGUGGUGGUGUCAGAUGACCUUCCAUCUGUCUGGUAUCCGCCACUGCCCCCAGUCUCACCCCCCUUACUCUCAAGUCCAGGUUACGCCCAACUCCCGUUACCAAGACCCUAACAUGGACGCGACUUGCACAAUUGAGAAUUCCAUUUAAUCCCACAGCACUUCUACUACAGCCUGGUCCCAGAUUUGUUUGUGCUGUCUUGCCAACACCUAUAGGCAGCACAAACAGAUCUGGGACCAGGCUAUGUCUGCUAUUCCCUUGCACCUCCAUGGGGUUCAUAUAGAGCUCUGAACAUGCAUAUUCAGGCCGUCCAAAGAACAAUGCUGAUUAAUCUACGUUUUUGAGGAAACUUUGGAUUUAUGUGAUACAGGUAGGGCCUAGAGUUGUUCCCGGUUGGUGAAAACUCAGGGCCUGAAAUACUGUAUAGUGGUACAUCUUAUUUAAAUUGAACACUUUCAUCACUGACGUGACAUUGUACUGUAAAGUAUCUGGUUCGGCUUGUGUAGAGGACUGGGCCAUCAUGGAGUCAUUGUUAAUUUCAUCAACAAAAAUAGUGACUAAAAUAAUCACCAAGGUGACUCUCUUGCUUCACCUUAACCAGUCAACACCACCAGCCUUCUAGUUAGCUAGAAUACUCUUUGCUGGUUAAGAAAUACAAGCUGCUUUACCAAAUUAAAAACAAUAACAGCAUUGUGUUUAAUAGUAAAACAACAGUCUAGCUAUGUUUUUCUCUUCCUUGAGUAGGCUAUAGAAAGGUAGGCGGUCUUUUAAAUUUGUAGUCUCAUUCAACCCUCCCACUUUUCCCACUGCAUUUCAUAUACAGGUUCUGUUGUCAAGUGUCCCUCCCACCUUGAUUUAAGCCCUUAAGGUACCAUUUAAACGACAUGACACAUAAUAACAGCGCUAUGUUUUUUUUAUUUAGAUCGUGCAUUGGCGGGCAGCAUUUUACAUUCAUAAAGCAUAUCACAGGCCGUUCUUAAACUAGGUUACUUGCAGACUGGACCGUUAUUUGUUCAGGCUACACCUUGUUCAGUUAUGUUACCUCAUUGGCUAGCUAAAGCUAGCAACCUGGGGGAAUGUUCAGCAGGACCCAACAUUUUGAAACGUUCAGAUAUAAAUAUGCUCUGUAGAACAAACACGCCUCUCUGACAUGUUGAAUAAGAAAUAACGUAGCCUCUAUUCUUGGAAUUUCUAUCUGCAAUGUUCAAGAACGUUUUUCAACUGAACGUGGCCCUGGUAACAUUAUUGGUAGCCUACAGUGACUGGAAAGUAUUCAGACCCCUUGACUUUUUCCAAAUGUUGUUACUUUACAGCCUUAUUCUAAAAUGGAUUAAAUAAAAAUGAUCCUCAGCAAUUUACACACAAUACCCUAUAAUGACAAAGUGAAAACGGGUUUUUAGAAUUUUUGGCAAACUUAUUAAAAAACAAACACAUUUACAUAAGUAUUCAGCAAUGAAAUUGAGGUCAGGCCUUUAUGGUCAAAUGGAAGGCACUUCUGAGUAAAAGGCACAUAACAGCCUGCUUGGAGUUUGCCAAAAAAGCACCUAAAGACUCUCAGACCAUGAAAAAACAAGAUUCUCUGGUCUGAUGAAACCAAGAUUGCACUCUUUGGCCUGAAUGUCAAGUGUCAUGUCUGGAGGAGACCUGGCACCACCCCUACUGUGAAGCAUCGUGGUGGCAACAUCAUGCUGUAGGGAUGUUUUUCAUUGCAAGUACUGGGAGACUAGUCAGGUUUGAGGAAAAAAAUGAACGGAGCAAAGUACAGAGAGAUCCUUGAUGAAAACAUGCUCCAGAGUGAUCAAGACCUCAGCCUGGGGCGAAGGUUCACCUUUCAACAGGACAACGACCUUAGUCACACAGCAGGACAAGACAACGCAAGAGUUGCUUCGGGACAAGUCUCUAAAUGUCCUUGAGUGGCCGAGCCUGGACUUGAACCCGAUCUAACAUCUCUGCAUAGACCUGAAAAUAGCUGUGCAGCAACGCUCCCCAUCCAACCUGACAGACCUUGAAAGAAUCUGCAGAGAAGAAAGUAAGAAACUCCCCAAAUACAGGUGUGCCAAGCUCGUAGCGUCCUACCCAGCAGACUUGAGGCUGUAAUCGCUGCCAAAGUUGCUUCAACAAAGUACUUAGUAAAGGGUCUGUGAUAUUUAUUUUCUUUUAUAUACAUUUCCUAUAAAUUCUAAUAACUUGUUUUUGAUUUGUCAUUAUGGGGUAUUGUGUGUAGGUUGAUGAAGGAAAACACUUUCUAAAAUACAUUUUAGAAUAAUUUAUAAAAUAAUAAACCUAACAAAUUGUGGGAAAAGUCAAGGGGUUUGAAUACUUUCCGAAGGCACUGUAUAUGCAACCAUUUUGCGGCACAGAGAGAAAGCAAAAGGGAUUGUAAACAAUUUAUUGAAAUUCUUCUUGCCACUACACAAGGUCUGACUGGGUAAAUAACUAUAUUUUGAGUUAAUGUGGACCCAGUGACUCAGACUUGAGCACUUGGACCAGGACUCAAGCACUGGGACUCUAACUUCAGCCACUUACUUGUGACUUGGACUCGAGCACAGGGGACUUGGGACUUGAUUCGGACUUGAGGUUCAGUGACUCAAAUACAUCACUGGGUGAAAUAGUUAUUAGCUCCCUUUCAAAAUCAUUAGCCCCUGUUCAAUGUGGCGUCUGUGAAACAUUCAUAACAAUGGUAAUGACGUGACCGAAUGAUGGCGGUGCAAUCCAUACUACUUUGGGGCACCAUCGGGUUUGUUUUGUAUGUAUGUAUCUAUGUAGGCUGAAUUAGGAAUUUACAUGGGCAGAGAAUUCAAAUACAAUUUUAUUCUUAUUUACAGUACUAGUCAAAAGUUUGGACACACGUUCUCAUUCAAGGAUUUUUCUAUAUUUUUACUACAUUGUAGAAUAAGAAUAGGUAAGAAAUCAAAAUGAUGAAAUAACACAUGGAAUUAUGUAGUAACCAAAAAAAUGUUAAACAAAUCAAAAUAUAUGUUAUAUUUGCGAUUCUUCAAAGUAGCCACCCUUUGCCUUGAUGACACUUUGCCCACUCUAGGCAUUUUCUCAACCAGCUUCAUGAGGAAUGCUUUUCCAAUAGUUUUGAAGGACAUAUUCCCACAUAUUCCCACAUAUGUUGAGCACUUGGUAGCUAAUUUUCCAUCACUCUGCGGUCCAACUCAUCCCAAACCGUCUCAAUUGGGUUGCGGUCAGAUGAUUGUGGAGGCAAGGUCAUCUUAUGUAGCACUCCAUCACACUCCUUCUUGGUCAAAUAGCCCUUACACUGCCUGGAGGUUUGUUUUGUGUCAUUGUCCUGUUGAAAAACAAUUGACAGUCCCGCUAAGUGCAAACCAAAUUGGAUGGCGUAAUGCUGCAGAAUGCUGUGGUUGCCAUGCUGGCUAAGUGUGCCUUGAAUUCUAAAUAAAUCAGCGACAGUGUCACCAGCAAAGCACCCUCACACCUCCCCCUCCAUGCUUCACGGUGGGAACCACACAUGCAGAGAUUAUCCGUUCACAAAGACACAGUGGUUGGAACCAAAAAUCUCAAAUGUGGACUCAUCAGACCAAAGGACUGAUUUUCACCGGUCUAAUAUCCAUUGCUCAUGUUUCUCAAGUCUCUUCUUGUGUCCUUUAUUAGUGGUUUCUUUGCAGCAAUUUGACCAUGAAGGCCUGAUUCACACACCCUCAACAGUUGAUUUUGAGAUAUGUCUGUUACUUGAACUCUGUGAAGCAUUUAUUUGGCCUGCAAUCUGAGGUGCAGUUAACUCUAAUGAACUGUAACUCUGGGUCUUUCUUUCCUGUGGCAGUCCUCAUGAGAGCUAGUUUCAUCAUAGCGCUUGAUGGGUUUUGCGACUGCACUUGAAGAAACUUUCUUGAAGAAAGUUCUUGAAAUUUUCUGGAUUGACUGACCUUCAUGUCUUAAAAUAAUGAUGGACUGUCCUUUCUCUUUGCUUAUUUGAGCUGUUCUUGACAUAAUAUGGCCUUGGUCUUUUACCAUAUAGGGCUAUCUUCUGUAUACCAUCCCUACCUUGUCACAACACAAUUGACCUACCUUGUCAAUUCCAAAAUGUACUUUUAACUAGGCACACCUGUUAAUUGAAAUGCGUUCCAGGUGACUACCUCAUGAAGCUAGUUGAGAGAAUGCCAAGUGUGUGCAAAGCUGUCAUCAAGGCAAAGAGUGGCUACUUUCAAGAAUCCCAAAUAUAAAUAUAAUUUGUUUAACACUUUUUUUGGUUUACGAUAUGAUUUAUUUCAUAGUUUUGAUGUCUUCACUAUUAUUCACAAUGUAGAAAAUAGUUUAAAAAAUAAAAACCCUGGAAUGAGAAGGUGUGUCCAAACUUUGACUGGUACUGCAUGUUUGUCAAAUUUUCUUCUGUUGGUAAGACAAUAGGAUGUUAUGCAGAAAAAUAUGUCGAUAGGACCAUGAUUUGUACUAUAUGUUUGUCCACAUGGAAAUCAGUGAUUUGUGUUUACUAUAGGUUGAGGCAAAUGUAAUGUGACUACAAUGUGGCUAAAAUGAAAGGGCAUUUAGUUGACAAAAAUGACCCAGUGUUUUCGUACAUUUUGACAAUAAUUAGACUAAAUUAGAUAUUCAAAUGACAAAAAUGUGACUAAGACAUAAUGAUAUUUUAGUCAAAAUUACUAAGACUAGACCAAAUCUUUUAAAAAAGAGUGCCAAAAUGAACACUGUAUGGAAGAGUUUCUUGUGAAGAAGUUAUAACACUGAAUAAAUGCACCUUUAUAUUUGUCAUAUUUUGACAAAUAGUGCUGAUAUAAAUGACAUUGUUUACAUUAAUGUACAUUAUUUUGAUUUAUAUGUCAUUUCUAUUCAAAAUGAGAGAAAAAAAACGCUGCAACCCUUAC